This is a messenger RNA of Heterobilharzia americana, 1881 nucleotides long. The record is from the annotation of a GenBank genome assembly. Lineage: Eukaryota; Metazoa; Platyhelminthes; Trematoda; Strigeidida; Schistosomatidae.
AUGUCUGUACAAGGUGUAUCUAACUCACAUACUUCACCGUGUUCUGUAUUGAACCGAUCAAGAAAAUCAUCUAGACCAGCCAACUACGAUAUCAAAAUUAAUGUGGAUGAAAUUCUCGUUAAGUAUGUUGGAGAGUGUGGAGUUUGGCAGUGGGGUAUUGUUUUGUUAUUAGUUUUAAGUUCUCCGUCAAUGGCAACGCUUCCAGUAUUUGUGAAUGCAGUCCCACAUCACCGUUGCAGGAUGGAAAACUCUGUGGAAAAGUUGUUCAAAUAUUAUAACCUCAGUUUCGGUGAAGCAGCUGCACUCACUGGUCCGUGGGAAGAUGAAGUUCCUGUAACACAUAUGGGUUGUUCGCGGUUCGCUCUCGACUGGAGUAACACGAGCUUUGUUGAGAACCUACUCUUGAAUAAGUCAGCAACUUCGCUCAAUAAUCGUGAGUCCUUACAGACUGAAGAAUGCAUUCAUGGAUACGUUUAUGCAAGUAAAAUGUUUCAGUAUCCCAGUACUGUAGUAGAGGAAUUUAACCUAGUAUGCGAAAGUAGCAUUCUAUCACCUCUUGGAAUCUCACUUUUCCUGGUAGGAAUGUUGUUUGGAUUUAUUCUCGGAGGUUUUAUUGGUGAUAAGUUUGGCAGGCGACGCGGAGCAAUAGGUUUUUCGCUUAUUGAAGUUCUUGCAGCGAUAGGUGUUUCUUUGGCGCCAAAUCAUCAUGUAUAUCAUCUAAUGAGGACAAUUGUUGGAUUUUCGAGUACAGGUAAAGCUGUCGUUGUACGAGUCUUACCAAUGGAGUUAACUAUUGCCAAAUACCGAUCCUACUUCACAUCAUUCAAUAUUUUAGGAGUUGUAUUUGCUCACCGAGCUGCAAUGUCUGGUAUCGCUUAUAUGGUCCAGGAUUGGCGUCUUUUAAAUGCUUUAUCAAUGUUACCAUGUCUUGCAUGUUUCACCUUCUUCUGUCUUCUACCUGAAUCACCAAGAUGGCUCUUAUCACAGUGUCGUGUAGAAGAAGCUGUCAAGGUACUGAGGAAUGGUUGUCGCAUCAAUCACAUAUUUAAAAAAGACAGUUCAAAGUUAUCUUAUUUUGACCAUUUACUCAACGAUGUAUCAAAGACAAAUGUUUACAAGAGAAAACUAUCUGUUCCCCGUGAACCUAUAAAUUUUUCUAAACGAUGUAUUAUUUUUUUUAAAUCAUUCAAGAAAACUUUUUUCAAUGCUCAACAGGGUAAAACUCUUUCAAUAUGUGUUCUAUUAUUUAUUUCACAUUCUCUUGGAUUUCUUGGUGUUACACUAUAUAGUAAGUAUAUUAAUGAUAAUAUUUAUAUUGUAACCCUUAUAAAUGCAUCAACUGCUAUCCCUGGACCAAUUAUUGCAAGUAUCACCUAUAGAUGUUUUAAGUAUCGACGUAUCCCAUUGAUAACCAUCUAUGUCAUUUCUGGUUUAUCAAUGUUUAUUGGUGGAAUCUAUACCUUAUUAUGGAAACCAGUAACUGAUAUUGUAUUGAAUGUAUGCUGUAAUCUUGCUCUUGUUAUGUAUUCUGCUUCAAUGAUUAUGAUAUUAAUUUACUCUGCUGAACUAUUUCCAUCCUAUAUGAGAACACGUGGUGUAGGCAUAUCAUCUGGUUUAGGUAGAAUUGGUGGAAUAAUUUCAACAUUUGUAAACUAUACAGAUUCUUAUCUUGGACAUGGUAUCCCUGUAUUGAUUUAUUCAGGUUCAGCAAUAUUUCAAGCUAUUCUAUUAUGUUUUUUACGUGAUACAAAUGGUGAAGAUCUACCUGAUGUUGAAGUAAGCAUAGAUUCGAAAACUUCUAGUAAUAUUCAAGGUACAACUAAGAAAUCUGAUGGGGAUGGAGAAGAGGGUGAAGAAAAUAUAACUGAUUAUAACACAUGA